Messenger RNA from Guillardia theta CCMP2712, 270 nucleotides. RefSeq lists its product as hypothetical. The coding region runs from base 1 to 270 and encodes 89 amino acids. The record is from RefSeq and is a predicted model, not a curated record. The transcript has 3 exons. Lineage: Eukaryota; Cryptophyceae; Pyrenomonadales; Geminigeraceae.
AUGGUUGAAGAGAGAGCCAACAAGGCCGUGCCCAUGUCCUCCAUCACGUUCUUCAGCGGUGCUGGGAUACAAGAAAGGUUGAUGAAACAGUGGACGCUGGAGCUAACGGAGGCUGAAGGUGGAUAUGUGGGAAAGGAGGCCUCGUUACCAUUUGCGAACGAGAUGAAGAAUGUCUUGAUGAACACAGUCACAGAGAUCUUCAUCGCGUUCACAGGGCUAACGCUACACGAAGACCCCAAGAUCAUGACGCUGCUGAAUGAGGUGAGCUGA